Daldinia caldariorum is the source of this 5002-nucleotide messenger RNA. RefSeq names its product Rapamycin-insensitive companion of mTOR, N-term-domain-containing protein. Gene Ontology annotation, biological process: TORC2 signaling. Gene Ontology annotation, cellular component: TORC2 complex. The transcript is spliced from 2 exons. The record is from RefSeq and is a predicted model, not a curated record. Lineage: Eukaryota; Fungi; Ascomycota; Sordariomycetes; Xylariales; Hypoxylaceae. The coding region runs from base 372 to 4352 and encodes 1326 amino acids.
CAACAUGGAAGGCGGCCGCAAUCCGACCCCGAACCGGCAUUCGAUACAACAAACACCACAUUAGUGUACCUACCUAACCUACCUACCUAGGUGCAUAGUAGUAUUCUUUCCAGUCGAUCAUAACCUUCUUUUUUUUUUUUCUCUCUUUUUUUUUGCGCCGUCGCCCAUUUCCUAGUCGAAACCAUAUAUCCCACUUCGGCCUAUUAUUCGAACUCGAUCAUUAUUUACAGGUUAAUAUCUAGAGGCACCUAAGGUAAUUUGUCGCGAUACAAUACGAAACUUAUCAUUCGCUCGACUACACAUUCGCUUCUCUCCAUGAGUGGCGCCGCGGUCUGGUCCCAGACGGUGGGCAUUUGGUCGGGUCUGCCACCAUGCUGAGCACCUCUCACAAGUCGUUGGGUACCCAGCCUACUAAUUCCCCCAUCGCCCCUACGCGACCGAGCCUCGAUGGCGGCCUUCGACCACCUGCCGCCGGCGAUGGUGCCCGAAGUAUCGCCCCUACGCCCACCUCCCUCGCCCCGAGAGGUGGUGCUCCCGUCAACCCUUCUCAACCCCCGGGGAGUUUUAGUUCCGACCUACGUAGCCAGACCGCCCAGUCGCGAGCCGUUUCGAGAGCCGACGCUUACAUCCGGGAAAAGCUGGACGAGGACGACGAUUCUAUCACCGAGAAUACGCUCAAUGCGUUGAAGGACUCCCUAAGCCGCGAGAUGAAGAUCAAGGAGGGAAGCGAGAAUAUGCUAGAAGCUCUAAAUGCAAAGAAGGCAAAACAAACCAAGGAGCAGCGUCAGAGGGUCGAAGCCGAGCUUACAGCCGCGAAUUCGAGGAUAAAGGAGCUAAAGCAGAAGAUCACAGAUGCGCAGCGGUCCAAGGCUGUGCCCAGCACACCUACAAGAACACGCAACGACGGGUUGUUGCGUAAUGAGGGCCUGCGAUCCCCCCCAAGCGCGCCUAGAAGCGGCGCUGGCUCCGACUUCGAUGAACCGACGGAAUCCCCGACGGUGGCACUCGAAGAACUGCUAUCGGCUUUAGAAGUCGAGGGAAUGUCCCCUGAAUAUUAUGUGGGGGCAGCCAACAACUUCGUGGAUCUCUUCAAAAGGUACCCCACGCUGAAGUAUGAUUUGGCCUGGGCCGAAUUCGGGGAUAGAAUGCAGGCCAUACUGCUUAGUGGGAGUAGGGAAGUGGUGGCUUCAGGAUACCGAAUGCUACGAUAUGCCAUCUCCGACAUAGCCUCUCUAAAGAAGAUUCGUAGCUUAAACACCGACUACAUGGUGGUCGUGUCUCUCGCCAAGGACCGCAAGGCCGACGUGGAACGCGAGCAGGCUCUCAAGUUCGUCCGGGCCUUCCUGGACGUGAAGGAAGGUGUUCGCGAGGUGUCUAGGGCUGUGGUUAGGACUAUAGCAGCAGUCGCCGAGCAAGUUGAAGAUCGACUCCGGCCAAUCUGUAUCGAAACGCUUGGCGAAAUCCUACUGCGAGAUCCCGCAUUACUUGUAGCGUCUGGCGGUUUGGUCCCGUUAUCAGAAACACUUGCCGAGGGCACUUAUAAAUCUCCCGAAUCCUUGUGCUCGGUGUUUCUCUAUCUGCUAGAUGCGCCACACACGCGCAAGUACUUACGAGCCGGAUACGAGCUAGAGGUUCUAUUCACAGCUUUCACCGACGCCCUACUCUCGUACGAGGGGGUUGUAAAGCAAAACGCAAAGGCAAUUGCUUCCGCCUUAAAGAGUUGGUCUGGGCUCAUGACCCUGUCUAUGUUUAACUUCCGAGCGAUCGGCUCUUUAAUAUCGAGUUUGAUAUUGCCUAGCGCAACGAUUCGGGACACCGUGAUGGAUUUGCUUUAUUCCCUUCUUCGCAUUAAACCUCCGGCGUGGGCCACGUCGUACCUUGCAGGUCGGCGUUUGACAACAUAUGGAAGAGUGACGACGUUGAAAUCUUCGACGCCGAGUAAAGACGAUACAGUGUACGAAGACGACGGCGCGGAGCAAAACUUUGUGGAGCACUAUACGGCAUUGCUUCUAGCUAUAUUUAUUAAAGCAGGCAUGAUGCCGAAUCUGCUCCAGGUUGCACAGGGCACCGACGAUCCUAUGUUGAGGCGAAAAACGACACUGCUCAUAGGCGAAACCCUCAAACUCGCGAGUAGAAUCCUUCCGCCUUCUUGGAGUAGCGAACUGCAGUUACUUCCAGAACUGUUCGCAGCGGCCUCACAUUUCGAAGACGAAGCACAUUUCAAUGCAACCGGAAUUGUUUACCAGAUUAGCAGCGUAAGCCGGACGCUUUACCGGUCGUCUCCCACAGGUUAUGCUCCUGGAUACCUUCCCUCUAGCAGCAUGCUGGAAAACAUGGGCCAUGCGGAAGAGGCUCCAAAAGCCAAUGCUUUGCUUAACCCGGAUGAUGCCACAUUCCGUCAGCUACUCAUAGACUCGGGAGUUCUUGGCCACUCGAAUCCUUCGAAAUGGGACUGGGAUGUUGUCCUAAAGAUAAUCGAAGGACCGUUGAUGAAUGGUAAACGUUUGGAAGAAGCCAUCAAGGCGUCGAAAUUCGCAAAAAGGCUGGUGGGAUUUUAUCGGCCUUUUAAGUUCAAAUUCUCGGAGAUCAAGAGCACACGAAAUACACAGAAAUAUGUCCGGGUUGGCUGCGCACUUAUUCACACACUGCUCCAGACAGCGGAAGGAAUAAAAUACCUAGCGGACAAUAAGCUGCUGAGGCAAAUUGCCGAAUGCUUAGCCCAAUGCGAUCCGACCAGCGGUUUAACUGCGCAGUAUCCAAUGUUUUCGAGAGAUCGCCUCACGGAUACCCUGUGUGGCGGUUAUUUCCCCAUGCUUGGCGUUCUAAGCAGCGAACCCAAGGGAUUGCAAAUGCUCGAGAGAUGGCGUAUCUUCAACAUGAUGUAUCAUAUCAUCGAUUUUAAGCAAAGACCGGAUCUUAUCAAAUUACUUCUCAGCAAUCUCGACUAUAGUCUUCAAGGUCACCCGCGCAUACUAUUAUCAAAGGCUUUAACAGCCGGCACAAAGGAAAUACGAAUACAUAGCACUACCGUACUUCGAAAGUAUGCAACAAGACAACGAGUUACGCCGACAGGCCAACUUAUCUCGGACUCGAAGUGGGCAAUUCAACUACUUGUUACACAACUCUACGAUCCAGAAGUCGAGGUUUGUGCCACAGCUGUUAAAAUUCUCGAGAAGGCUUGCAAUAGUAAAGCGCUGUUAGAAUAUAUAGUGGAAUGCCGGCCCGCGUUGGACCACCUUGGAGAGAUAGGAGCACCUUUAUUGCUCCGGUUUUUGUCCACCUCCAUCGGUUAUCACUAUCUAGACGGCUUGGACUACAUAAGUAACGAAAUGGAUGACUGGUUCCUUGGGCGUAACGAUACCUACGUCAGCCUCAUCGAAGCUAGUUUAGCACGUUCUUUCAUAGAUACCCAUGAGGAUCAGCCACACCGCCUAAGUAUCUACGAAGACGACUUGGACACAGAUCAGGACAACCACGUACCGCCUCAUUUCUACCGAGAAUUGACGCGCACGAAAGAGGGCUGUAAAUUACUUGAGGACAAAGGCCACUUUGAAGAGUUUGCCUCGACAAUUAGGGAGUACGGGAUGCUCUCAGAUGAUCCUGAACUUCUCACUAAGGUUAAAGGGUGCCUAUGGGCAGUUGGAAACGUUGGGUCGAUGGAGCUCGGUGCUCCUUUUUUGGAAUCCACGGACGUAGUAGAACACAUCGUCAAAAUCGCCGAAUCUCAUGAUGUAAUGAGCCUGAGAGGUACUGCUUUUUUCGUCUUAGGCUUGAUAUCGAGAUCCACACACGGGCUAGAGAUACUCUCUGAGCAUGGUUGGGAAUCAAACACCACACCUCUAGGGAUGUCCCUGGGGCUUUGCGUCCCUUCGGAUCUUUCCAAAUUCUUCUCUUGCAAACCCUGGAAACACGAGAUCCCCGCGAAUAUACAAUUGUUAGAUACCCAGAAAACGGCGCUCGAACCUCCACCUGUGGAGAUCAACGAGCCGGACCCGACGAACCGGCGAAUAUUAGAGCUUAUGACCGAGCUAGGCAAUAUGGUGCUUUAUAAGAAGGCCAAGGCAGAAUUGCUUCAAUUGCGACAGAAAAAGGCACCAGGGUUCCGGCAGCCUUCUCUGUUCCGCAAGGUCUUGGCGUUACUAGAAUGUCACCACUUUAGGCUACCAGAUCGCCAUCUGGUGAUCGAGCUCUUCGACAAGAGCGUCCUACGACAUAUCCUAUACGACUACGAAAGCAACGACGAAUCGGCAAGCAGCUCGGGCGACGAACAGAGGACUGAGAGGCAGAGGAGCAUAAGCGACCCCGCUGAGAUGGAGAGGAUAAUAGCUAGGGGCUACAACUCGUCGAUAUAGCGGUGGAGUAGCAGAAUAACAGAGUAUCACAAGAUAAACAUAGCAUAUCGUGUUGGACCGGGAUGGGGGGGCGGAGGCGGAAAAGUAAGCGUCUAGGAGCAGCAAAAACUUUGGCAGAUUUUGGACAACGGCGAAGAUAUAGCCAGUUUGUUUGUUGUUUUGUUUUAAUCUUGGGAAGCUUGAUUAUACUUGACUUGAUUGGACUUUGGCACGAUUCAUCAUUCAUCAGCUCACUUAACUUGACCUGGCCUGUCCUGAUUCAACCCACCUAUACCUACCUACCUACUACUAUACCUCUACUUAUACCUACUAUCUACUACCUUGACUGUAGAAAAAAAAAAAGAAAUUUAGACGCGAUAUGACCCGAGAAAGGGAGAAAGGAAGGAGGGGAGAGACAAAAAGAAAAGUCGAUCGCUCGUUGCAACUUGCGCAUUUCAUAUUUCUGGGGAAAGGGGGAUUAAGGGGGUGGUGAUGGGUAUUAUCUUGCAUAUGGCGUGGCGGGUUAACCUCAGUUUACCUCUUACAUUAGGUUAGGUGUUGAUUGCACUUACUUGGGGUUUGGGAGCGGGUGGAUAACACAUGGGCGCCUGGAUUGAACUAGGUUAACUAUUUUCUGAUAGUUAUCAUUAUAUCACCAUUAUUAUCUUUAG